AUGGGGAAGAAUAGGUUAAAGACGAAACAGUUCGCCGCGACGAAGCGCAUGAUCAACCCGAAAGAGAUCGCAAAGACGCGAAAGGGGGCGGAGAAGAGCGGUGAGAGCGAAAAGAGGAAAAACAGAGACGCCCUGACGCUGAAGCGCGUCGAGACGCAGAGCGCUGGGAUGUUCGGGCGGUACAACUCGACGUUAAAGCCGCCGUACAACGUCCUGGUGGACACGAACUUUAUCAACUUUAGCAUUAAGAAUAAGAUUGACCUGGUGAAGGGGAUGAUGGAUUGCUUGUACGCCGAGUGCGUCCCGCACAUAACGGAUUGCGUCGUGGCGGAGUUAGAAAAACUCGGGCAGAAGUAUCGGGUGGCGCUGAGGAUUUCAAAGGAUCCCAGGAUCGAACGUCUGCCGUGCGAUCACAAGGGGACGUACGCGGACGAUUGUAUUUGCGAGCGCGUCAAGGCGCACCGGUGUUACAUCGUGGCGACGUGCGACACGGAUCUCAAACGUAGGAUACGGAAGAUUCCGGGCGUGCCCAUCAUGUACGUCGGGAAUCAUAAGUAUGCGAUCGAGCGUUUGCCCGAAUCGACGCAAAUCGGGAACAGUUGA
Ostreococcus tauri is the source of this 603-nucleotide messenger RNA. Its product is annotated as Protein of unknown function DUF652. NCBI's taxonomy places the organism in Eukaryota, Viridiplantae, Chlorophyta, Mamiellophyceae, Mamiellales, Bathycoccaceae. The transcript has a single exon. The record is from RefSeq and is a predicted model, not a curated record. Gene Ontology annotation, cellular component: nucleolus; small-subunit processome. The coding region runs from base 1 to 603 and encodes 200 amino acids.